Humulus lupulus (European hop) is the source of this 1917-nucleotide messenger RNA. RefSeq lists its product as uncharacterized. The coding region runs from base 1 to 1917 and encodes 638 amino acids. NCBI's taxonomy places the organism in Eukaryota, Viridiplantae, Streptophyta, Magnoliopsida, Rosales, Cannabaceae. The record is from RefSeq and is a predicted model, not a curated record. The transcript is spliced from 4 exons.
AUGUUGAAGGAGUACAUAGUGAAGAAUGAAUCCAUGAUCCAAAGUCAAGAAACAUCCUUGAGGAACCUAGAAACUCAAGAUGGGAAACUUGCUAAUGAGCUAAGAAAUCGACCUCGAGGUGCUUUACCAAGUGACAUGGAGAAUCCAAGGAAUAUGGGUAAUGAACAUUGCAAGGCUAUGAAUUUGAGAAGUGGGAAUGGGUUGGAAAAUUCCAAGAAAUCUGCUUGGCACAAGGGUGAGCCCCCUUCAAUCCAAAAUAAUGAGAAAGUAAGCGAAGAUGCUAAAAAUUCAAGGAAAUUAGCCUCAGCCCAGAAUGUGGCUGCAUUCGAACUACCACAAAGUUCCCCAGAAAUCCAAAAGCUACUUUUUCCACAGAGAUUUGAGAAACAGAAGCAAGAGAGUCAGUUCAAAAGGUUUCUUGACAUGUUGAAGCAGCUUCAUAUCAAUAUUUCUCUUGUUGAAGCCCUAGAGAAAAUGCCCAAUUAUGUGAAGUUCAUGGAAGCCAUUAUUACUAAGAAGAUACAGUUGGGAGAGUAUAAGACUAUGGCCCUUACUAAGGAAUUUGAGGAGUGUUCAGUUGUUUCAGUGGUGGACUCUUUAGCAUUGAAAGAGUUAGAAAACAAUUGUCUUGAUGAUCAUUUAGAGAGGAUUUUGUUAUUUUAUUCACAAGAGAAUGAUGAGUAUGAGUACAUGGCUUGGCUAGAAGCUAGUUCACAUGCCCCAAGACCUUCAUUUGAGGAACCACCAGAGUUGGAGAUGAAUGUUCUACCUUCCCACAUGAGAUAUGCUUAUUUGGGUGAGUCUUCUUCAUUGCAUGUCAUUGUUUCACCUGAGUUGACUAGAGAUCAAGAAGACAGGUUGCUUGAGUUAUUGAGAAAGUUCAAGAAGGCCAUUGGGCGGACAAUUGCAGACAUUAUGGGUAUUAGUCCCUCUCUAUGCAUGCACAAGAUUUUGUUGGAAGAUAGUGAGAAAGGAUCAAUUGACGGGCAGAGAAGACUCAAUCCUAUGAUGAAAGAGGUGGUGAAAAAGGAAAUCAUUAAGUCGCUUGACGCUGGUAUUAUUUGUCCCAUUUCUGAUAGCUCAUGGGUUAGUCCUGUUCAGUGUGUACCCAAGAAAGGUGGAAUCACAGUGGUGAAGAAUGAAGACAAUGAAUUGAUUCCUACUAGAACUGUGACAGGGUGGAGAAUAUGCAUGGAUUACAGGAAAUUGAACGAGGCCACUAGGAAAGAUCAUUUUCCUCUUCCUUUCAUUGAUCAGAUGUUGGAUACACUUGCAAGGAGAGAUUAUUAUUGCUUUCUAGAUGGAUAUUCUAGUUAUAAUCAUAUUGCAGUGGCUCCAGAGGAUCAACACAAGGCUACUUUCACUUGCCACUAUGUAUCAAAGCAAGGUAUUGAAGUUGAUAGAGCCAAGAUUGAGGUUAUUGAAAAGCUCCCAUCUCCCAACUCAGUGAAGAAUAUUAAAAGCCUUCUGGGUCAUGCGGGGUUCUAUAGGUGGUUCAUAAAAGAUUUCUCCAAGGUCGCUAUGCAUCUUUACAACUUAUUGGAGAAGGAUACACCAUUCCAUUUUGAUGAAGCAUGUUUGAAAGCCUUUGAAGAGUUGAAAAGUCAAUUGGUUUCUACACCAAUUAUUGUGGCUCUAGAUUGGGACUUGCCUUUUGAAUUGAUGUGUGAAGCAAGUUAUUUUUCUAUGGGCGCGGUGAUGGGGCAGCGAAGAAACAAGGUUUUUCACUCCAUUUACAAUGCUAGCCAUACUUUGACAGGUGCUCAACUUAACUAUACAGUGACAGAAAAAGAACUCUUGGCUAUUGUCUUUGCUUUUGACAAGUCUCGACUUUAUUUAGUGGGCACCAAGAUGAUAGUCUAUACAGAUCAUUCGGUCAUCAAAUACUUGGUUGAAAAGAAGGAUGCUAAGCCUUAG